This is a messenger RNA of Branchiostoma belcheri (Belcher's lancelet), 1353 nucleotides long. RefSeq lists its product as uncharacterized. The record is from RefSeq and is a predicted model, not a curated record. The coding region runs from base 162 to 926 and encodes 254 amino acids. Gene Ontology annotation, biological process: ectoine biosynthetic process. Lineage: Eukaryota; Metazoa; Chordata; Leptocardii; Amphioxiformes; Branchiostomatidae. The transcript has 5 exons. Gene Ontology annotation, molecular function: ectoine synthase activity.
GUGACCAUAGUGAGUGACAGCAGACCUGGAGACCGCUCUAACACGUGGCUGUGCCCUUAAUUCUUGUCAUUCCUCACAAUUCCUCAGGUUUACAGCCCGUGGUCAACAACUUCGGUGGCAUAGCAUCAGUUCCUGUGAGUACAGCCCAGCAAACCAUCGCCAUGAUUGUCCGCCACACCGCAGAAGAACCCCUGAACCCCGUCCCGCAGAUCCCCACCGUGAAGGGGAAGGAGAUCGUCGCCCCCGGAGACGGUAUGGGCUACUCCGCGUACGAGGUCGUGCUGGGCAGCGAUGGUAACGACGUGCUGGAGUGCGGAGGACCAGGAUGCACCAGUAACCACAUGUACUACUGCAUGGCGGGCAGCGGGAAGUGUGUCCUCGCCAACGGGAAGGAAAUCUCCGUCCCCUCAGAUUUCUUCAUGGGGUUUUCUUCUGCUGUCAAGUGCAAGAUUACAGCUUCAGAAGCCAUGCGGCUUUUCUGCGUGUUCAGUGAAGAUGACUCCCCCUCUGAGGACCGCGUUGUCGUCAAACCACUCUCGGAGGUGAUCGGAACUGACCGGGACGUGGACUGGGGCAGCGGCUUCAGCAGAAGGUUCCUGCUGAGGGAUGACAAGUUUGGAGUCUCGGUGACCUUGACCUCUGUCUUCACCCGCCCUGAGACAGUGAACGGGGUCCCUAUGUGGUACAAGAACCACAAGGAGACUGCCUACUACAUAAACGGCAACAUGACGUACCAAUGGGAGGAGGGUAAGCAGGAGGCGUCGUUCCGGCCCGGCGGGACGGCGUUCAUGAUGAACAAGAACGACCCGCACCGCGCCCUGCCCAAGGAGGAGUCCCUGAAACUGUGCGUGUUCUACCCAGCUCUGGUCGGCAACGAGAAACACAGCUUCGACGGGGGGUACUCUGUGUACGGUGCAGCCGAGUAAACAUGUCCCUGCUGAGCACGUCGGCAGAAUGUACUGCACCUGCGCAAAACCGUAAUGUUUUGUACAUAGCACUUUGGCAGAACACCUCAUUUAAGGUCAUACUUGCACAUAUAAGGUCAACAUCCCGACUGUAGUUUCCAAAUGUUAUGUAAGAAAAAAUUUUGUCUGCAACGGGCAAAAUUCUGAGGCAACGUUGACCAAACAUCCAACGGAAACCGUGAAAAAUGGGGGUUUUGCACAAGCGCAGUACAUUCUGCUGACGUGCCAGCUUUGCUUGUCCCCAUGGUACACCCUUGGCAGGGGAAAGGUUAAGUGUGUCCUUGUCUUAGAAAUGCAGCACGUAAACAAAGCUAUUUAUAGCUAAGGUUCAAACUGAGCAAACCUAGGAGGUUUACAUUAAAUCUUCUUGAGCACUUCAAAAAAAAAA